Messenger RNA from Nilaparvata lugens (brown planthopper), 716 nucleotides. RefSeq lists its product as uncharacterized. Bases 34 to 609 code for a protein of 191 amino acids. The record is from RefSeq and is a predicted model, not a curated record. The transcript is spliced from 4 exons. NCBI's taxonomy places the organism in Eukaryota, Metazoa, Arthropoda, Insecta, Hemiptera, Delphacidae.
GCUGGAUCACUCCACUGCUUACGACUUGGGAAAAUGAUAAGUCUCUCAAAAUUGUCAUUGAUAGUUUUGUUUUUCAUUGCAAAAGUAUAUGCUGUAAAGAUACUUGAGGAUGUAGGGAACUACGAUUUGGUUUUCCAUCGCUUUGAAAAGUGCGAAAAACGAGGCAAGUACGAUUUUUUAUCGAAUUUAAACAUUGGAAAGUUGAACAGAACACACCUGAUAUACACUGGCACCGUAGACACCGGUGUCGAUGUGGACGACAAGCUAAAAAUACAUGUCAUAACUGCUAUGAAGGGAUCGAAUGGACGUUACAGCACACUCAUUGAUAUAAAAUUAAAGGCUUGUGACUUGGCCACAAUAUUUUUCAAGGACGUUGUUCUCUUGGCUGCUCAUCACUGCAAUGUAUCAUUCGUAUGUCCCAGAGAAAGGGUUCAAUGUCAUUUUAAAGAUUUUAUUGUGAUUUUGAAACUGAACAAUAUGCCAGGUAUACCGUAUGGUGACUAUAGGGUGCAAUUCACAAUACUCAGAUCAUUACCUUAUGCUAUUGAGGAGAGAAUAUCCUGUAUUAGAAUGUAUGGAGCGGUAAAGGAACAAAGUUCUCUACUCUAGACAAACAAAAAAAGAUUUUAACAUAAUGAAUUAUAAUAUAUAUCAUUUCUAAUGAGAAUCAUUUGAUGAAAAUGGCAAUAAAUUCAUUCUUGUUUGCUGGGUGAAAA